This is a messenger RNA of Thyridium curvatum, 609 nucleotides long. RefSeq lists its product as uncharacterized. The record is from RefSeq and is a predicted model, not a curated record. Bases 1 to 609 code for a protein of 202 amino acids. Lineage: Eukaryota; Fungi; Ascomycota; Sordariomycetes; Thyridiales; Thyridiaceae. The transcript has 2 exons.
AUGCUCUUCCCCUCGAUCCUCGCGCUCGUCACCGUAGCGUCGGCUCACGGAGUCGUGCAGAAGCCGCACCCGCGCACCCCGGGUGCCGAGACAUCCACCGCCUGCGGCAAGGUCCUCACAGACUUCUACAAGGCCGACAACACGUCCUACCCGGAGGCCCUGGUGCGCUCGCACCCGACCUUCAAGCCCGCGACGUCCAGCUGCAACCCUUACCUCUGCCGCGGCUACCAGUUCGCCGACAACACGGCCAACGUGUACUCGUACAAGGCCGGCGAGAAGGUCGACUUCAGCGUCUACAUCCGCAUCCCGCACGUCGGCAACGCCAACGUCAGCGUCGUCGACGCCAAGGCCAACAAGGUCAUCGGCGAGCCGCUCAAGUCGUGGCCCAGCGGGUACGCCGACGGCAAGCAGUUCCCCAACCUGCCCAAGGACCAGACGCAGUUCAGCGUCACCAUCCCCGAUCUCUCGGGCAAGUGCGCGAGCCCUGGAGACUGUGUUAUCCAGUGGUACUGGUUCGGACAGGGUCAGACCUACGAGGACUGCGUCGACUUUACUUUCGGUAGCGCCCCGGCUACUUCUAUGAGGAGAGGCUCCAGGAUUGCGGCUUGA